GCAUUGGCUCGAAGCAAAAACAGGAUGAUAAAAAUAGGUUGCUUUGACUUUAGACUCUACGGCGUGUGUUCAUCUCAAACAAUGAACUUAUUAACCACGAUAACCUUUGCGUGGGCGCUGAGGGAAAAUGUAUGUUAGGGGUCGAUGCGCAUGUUUGACAAAAAAUUUUAACAUGCGAAACACUACAAACGUCACAGCACGGUAAAGUACCGCAGAUUGCUUUCACUUUCGACUCGAAGUGGCAUGUCCGUCUCUUUUCUCCCUCAGCUGGAAUCUGACGAACCUCACUGAUUUCAUUCCGGAAUAGAUCAACAGUCUACAGUGAGAAGACCCCCAAGUAAGUGUACAAUUAGUAGACAAGUAGUUUAGCGACGGCCAUUUCAGAAUCGAACUAAACGGUUCUGUAUGUGUACUGCUUGCUAUAUUUGCAUUACAAACAGAAGACCGGUGAGGGGAGAGGGUUUAACGAUUGCUUUCACAUUAGCAUUAAAAUCCAUUUGGUGUUGGAACCGUCUACGGCUAAACCGAACGGUCAAAAACAUCUAUUUUUUUAAAAUUCAAUCAAGGAAUAAUAUCUUGUUCUGCGCCUCGUAUUGUGUGCUUGUCUUGAGGUGCAGACAACGUACAACAGAGAUAAAGGCACUGUCAGUUUACAAGGCAGUGAUGUUUAAAAAUAAUCCAGUAGGGCACUUUAAGACAUUAGGCUAAAAAUGCGUUAUUUUGUGAAGCUGAUACUAUAAUGAACAUAGUGGUACUCAUAAAAGGGGCCCUUUCUUAAAUCUACUGCAGCUGUUAUUUUGGGGAAAGAAACACAAAAGGAAUACCUGGAAUACGGUAAGCGAUUUGUCUACGUUUUCGCGGAAAGCAAGCACAUGACCCCAAAACGAAAUGGUUCAGUGAUGGUUCCAAACGUUUCCGCUACUUUUCGAUCUAUGACGCUAAAAAAACAAAAACAAAUUCAAAGUUUUCGCUGCGCCUAGGUCCAGUCAGAUCACAAUUCCGUCCCAAAACGUUUUGAGUGAAUUCCAGCUAAUUAAUUUAAUACACCAGCACCAUAUGUUACUUUAACGAGAUUGUGCUCAAUGAAUAAAUCCCCCAACCCCCCCCCCCCCCUUCAUCCCGUUUCCGCCUUAGGAGUUUUUUGCGGUUAAGUUUUCUAGCAAGUAUAAAAAAAGUCUUCUUACAAAAACAUCUUUGUUGCUAUUUCCCUAAAUUCAAUAUUGUCAAGUCCCAUUAUGGCUCAUAUUGUUCAUAAAAUUGGGUUAAGAAUCAAUUCAUGGUCAUAUUUAUUUUUGUUACAAGACAUUGAUAUGCAUGGUUAGACGAAGGCGAACAGCGACGAGUCAAUAUGCAUUCCGCUCUUGAGAACUUGAAUACAGUAGAGACAACAAGAAGUGUAAAUACGCCAUGCAUAUCGUAAUAUCUUCUUCUUUUGAACAAACUUCCAGAUCUGACAUUGAAACCCAGAUAAACCCAUAAACCCAUAAUUAUAAGGGUUUCGAAGUAAAUACUGUGUUUGUUGUCAGCCUCUAAGUUCUUCAGGGCCAAAGCGAAACGGAUCAAUGUUUCAAAUUCAAAUCCGUAAUAGGUGCACUAGUUUAAGAUAUUGUAAUGUCGAAUUGUUUAGAUUAAAGUCAGUAACGUUUCAAUGCUGGCACUUUGCAAUUACCUUACUGCCACCCGGAAAGCGCCUCAGUGGGCUUAUUUUUACAAUUUUAAAUAAAAAUCCUGUCCGUCUUCGCUUAAAUAAGCUUUACUGACCAGACGGUAGAGACAAUCCUUCUUUUCGGACCGGUCUUUAACCAAUUGCUCUAUUCAUAGAAAUGGCUAAAAAUGAGAUUGCAACACGUCAAAGAUUUAGUUAAGAGUUCUGCAUUUUUGUUUUUGGCGGAUGAUGCGAAACAAUUUUAACCUUUCUUUCUUGCUUUCAUUUAUUUCCGUUGCCAAUCUUUCCAUCCUCCACAGACGAACAGAAAGCCUGUUUAAAAGGUACGUAAAAGAAGACUUAACUCCGUUCUUCAAAUUAAAUCAACUCCUAAACCGUGCUUGCUCUCAAGGAUAGUAUAUUUUGUAUUUGUAUUUUGUAUUUAUUUUACCACACAGAUAAAUUGCAUGAUUACAAAAACAAAAAAAUACAAAGUGUAGAAAGUAAUGGCGAGGAGGCCUAAAGGAAACUAUAAAGCCCAUGAUGUUAACUAGGCCUCAAUCACAAUUUCUCGAAGAUGAACUAAAAAUUACGGCGACUGAUACAAUUACUAUCAAAGGAAAUUAAUAAAAGUAACAAUAUAUUAAGGAAGUGUACAGAUGAUGAAUAUGAAACAGUUUUUUAACACGAAUGUCGACAUCAUUUUAAUCAUGUUGCUGCAAUUCACAUCAGCGCCUAAACCAUAGUCGACUCCCUUGUUAUAUGUCUCUUAAAAGAUCUUUGAUUCUAUUCUUAAAAAGCUUGUCUCGCCUUUUCGAACAACACAUUGUUUUUCCUUGUUAGCGUAGAUUGAGAAGUUUCCCAAAAUACUCAACCAAGGAACACCUGCUAUAUUUAGUAAAUGAGUGUACUGUCGCAAUUUGUAAUAAUCAUCGCACUUUGUAAUACCUGUCGCAAUUUGUAAUAAAUCCAUCGCACUUUGCAAUACCUGUCGCAAUUUGUAAUAAACCGUGUCGCACUUUGUAAUAAAAAAGGUGUCGCAAGUUGUAAUAACAGUCCAUCGCACAUUGUAAUAAACUAAGCUGUCGCAAUUUGUAAUAAUUCCUUCGCACUUUGCAAUAAGUUUUUGAGAGUGAUUCAACUUACUUUGUCAACAUUAAUAUAAUGCCAAAAUAUGCAUGGUACUUCAUAAACAAAGAUGAUGACGUCUGCUAGCAUGUAACAUGUCCGUAACAUUUUCUUUGGUCAAACAUGCAUGUCUUCCGCUAUAAAUUUUUCUGCCUUGAUUAAUCACGUGACUACCUAGAAACGCUUUUAUGAAAGACAUGAAAUAUGAAAAAUGAGAUUGCAACACGUCUAAGAGUUAGUUAAGAGUCCUGCAUUUUUGUUUUUUGGCGCAUGAUGCCUGGAAACCAGGCUGCUUUGGCAAUAAACCAUCGAAUCAAUGGUCGAUGGUAAAUUGAAAGGCGAAUUUCCAACUCUUGAAACCACAGAAAUGAAUUAUAAUUAACGAGUACAGAUUGGGUCUUAACUAACCCUCGAAUAUACUGGGACACCCCCUCACCCCACCCCACCCCCCCUCCCCCACCUAUUUUGUAAGAUAUCAAAAGCUUUUUGAGGUAGAACUUCUUCUUCCCAGUAACUGUCGUUUAUUCCUUGACACUCAAUGAGUUUUGGUAUAUAUCAACAAACAGGAGGCUCUAUGAUGAAAGAGUCAGCUCGUCAACUGACAGAAGAUCAAGGAAUUUGAUUUUUGAGUCUGAAAAUGAAUUACCUCAAUUUUUAAAAAUUGAAGGAGCAUUUUUCAGUUUGUAAGGACCCCAAUUUCCAGAUCAUUAUAUUGCUACUCGAUGAUAAAUUUUGUCCAGAUGCCAACCCUUAAAUAUCUUGUAUAUCUGGGUGACAAGGCUUUGCACCCAAUUUUUCUAUCAAUUAUUUCUUCAAAAAGAUACCAACUGAGAGCAGUAGAAAAAGAGUACAAACAGGAAUUGGUGACAGAAAAUUCAAAGCCUGUAAGGUCCAUGGCAGAGAUUUUACGACAAUCGUGAAAAUUCUUAAUUUACAAGAUUUAUGUGUAGAACCACAGAACCCUGAUGGCUUAUGUGAGAUGUUCUUCCAGUACAAAUCCUUGUGACAGCCGUCAUUGUAACUAUCCUGCGUAGUUUUUUUCUUCUUGUUAGUUCAAUUACCACCCAACAAUUCAAUAACCACACCGUACCAGUAGUUCAAUGACCACACAUUAGUUCAUUGAGCGUAAACUACGUACAUGUAGCUGUGGAAAAAAUAGCCACAAACACGUUACAUAUUUUUUUUAAUUAGAAUGUAUAGCAUUAAGUAAGUGAUACAUACUCAUUUAUAAAUAAAUACUCAUACAAGAACUAAAUUUACAAAUAGGUAUCGUACACUGUUAUUAAGUUUUAGUGAGCUCAUUAAAAUAGAUAGGAACAUAGAUUGAUGUUAAUUAAGAAGUUCUAGUCUGCUCAGAGGGUCUGUCAUUCUCAUCAGGGGCACAGUGAACAGACCUGGAAAGAGAGUAGUAAGCGCUGAAAAGGGAAAGCUAACUCGGUCUGGAGAAAAAUUCGGAUGCUAAAUAAACCGACAGAGGGCGCGUUGAUGAAGCAGAAAACAUAACAGUUAGCGGUGGAUGAAACCUUGUUUUGACUCUCUUUCCGCACGUUUCAAACUGUGGUACCACAGCUCUAAGACAGACGAGAUUGAAAAUUUUUUCCGCCCCCUCCCCCUCCCCCCCUCCCAAUAAAUUUCAAGGAUGGGAAAAUGGCGCGUUUUGGCUUUUGCGCGGCUUCAUCCUUCGGCAUGGGGUGGAGUGGGCUUUGUUGUUCCAUUCUAUUCUGCCCAAGAUUGUUGUCAAUAUUACUUUGAGGUGGGUUUAUGAGGAGAAAAAUACGUGCCGGUCAUCAAAUGAGCAUUGGCUCGGAGCAAAAACAGAAUGAUAAAAAUAGGUUGCUUUGACUUUAGACUCUACGGCGUGUGUUCAUCUCAAACAAUGAACUCAUUAAACACGAUAACCUUUGCGUGGGCGCUGAGGGAAAAUGUAUGUAAGGGGUCGAUGCGCAUGUUUGACAAAAAAUUUUAACAGCAAAACACUACAAACGUCACAGCACGGUACGGUACCGUACAUUGCUUUCACUUUCGACUCGAAGUGGCGUGUCCUUCUCUUUUCUCUUGACCCUUAGCUGAAAUUUCACUGAUUUCAUUCCGAAAAAAAUCAACAGUCUACAGUGAGAAGACCCCCAAGUAAGUGUACAAUUAAAAGACAAGUAGUCUAACGACGGCCAUUUCAGAAUCGAACUAAGCGGUUCGGUAUGAGUACUGCUUGCUAUAUUUGCAUCACAAACAGACGGCCGGUGAGGGGAGAGGGUUUAACGUUUCCUUUCAAAGUAGCAUUAAAGGAUCCAUUUGGUGUUUGAACCGUCUCUGGCUAAACCAAAUGGCGACAAGCAUCUAUUUUUUAAAAUGUUAAUCAGGGAAUUAUAUCUUGUUCUGCGCCUUGUAUUGUGUGCUUGUCUUGAGGUGCAGACAACGUACAACAGUCAACAGAGAUAAAGGAACUGUUUUAAAAGGCAAUGAUGUUUAAAAAUACAGUAAUCCAGUGGGGCACUUAAAUGGCUUAAAUGCAUUAGGCUAAAAAUGCGUUAUUUUGUGAAGCUGAUACUAUGAACAUAGUGGUACUCAUAAAAGGGACCCUUUCUUAAAUCUACUGCCCUUAUUUUGGGGAAAGAAAGACAAAAGGAAUACCUGGAAUACGGCAACCGAUUUGUCUGCGUUUUCGCAGAAAGCAAGCACAUGACAUGCUAUUUUUCGAUCAAUGACGCUAAUAGCCUGGGCGCAGACGAGUUUAGUUAUCGUCUGCACGCAGGCUAUCACGCUAAAAAACCAAAAAUAUUCAACGUUUUCGCUACGCCUAGGUUCAAUGAUCACAAUUCCAUCCCAAAACGGACCAAAACGAUUUGUGUGAAUUCCUGCUAAUUAAUUUACUGCAUAAGCGCCUCAUGUUAUUUUAACCAGAUUGUGCUUAAUGAAUACUCCCCCCCCACCCCCCUGCAUCCCGUUUCCGCCCCAGGAGUUUUUUUGCGGUUUAGUUUUCUAGCAAGUUUAUAUUGGUUUUCUUGAAAAAACAUCUUUGUUGCUAUUUCCCUAAAUUCAAUAUUGUCAAGUCCCAUUAUGGCUCUUGCUAUUGUGCAAUAAAUUGGGUUAAAAAUUAAUUCGUGGUCAUAUUUAUUUUUUGUUACAAGACAUUGAUAUGCAUGGUUAGACGAAGGCGAACAGCGACGAGUCAAUAUGCAUUCCGCUCUUGAGCACUUGAAUACAGUAGACAACAAGAAGUGUAAAUACGCCAUGCAUAUCGUAAUGUCUUCUUCUUUUGAACAAACUUCCAGAUCUGACAUUGAAACCCAGAUAAACCCAUAAACCCAUAAUUAUAAGGGUUUCGAAGGAAAUACUGUGUUUGUUGUCAGUCUCUAAGUUCUUCAGGGCCAAAGGGAAACCGAUCAAUGUUUCAAAUUCAAAUCUGUAAUAGGUGCGCUGGUUUAAGAUAUUGUAAUGUCGAAUUGUUUAGAUUAAAGUAAGUAACGUUUCAGUGCUGGCACUUUGCAAUUACCUUACUGCCACCCGGAAAGCGCCUCAGUGGGCUUAUUUUUGCAACAUUCGUCAAAUAAAAAUCCUGUCCGUCUUCGCUUAAAUAAGCUUUAGUGACCAGAAGGUAGAGACAAUCCUUCUUUUCGGACCGGUUUUUCCACCAAUUGCCCUAUUCAUGGAAAUGGCUAAAAAUGAGAUUUCAACACGUCUAAGAGUUAGUUAAGAGUCCUGCAUUUUUGUUUUUGGCGCAUGAUGCCUGGAAACCAGGCUGCUUGGGCGAUAAACCAUCGAGUCAAUAGUCGAUGGUAAAUUGAAAGGAGAAUUUCCAACUCUUGAAACCACAGAAAUGAAUUAUGAUUAACGAGUACAACUAACUAACCCUCGUAUAUACUGGGACACCCCCUCACCCCACCCCCACACCUAUUUUGUAAGAUAUCAAAAGCUUUUUGAGGCAGAACUUCUUCUUUCCAGUAGCUGUCGUUUAUUCCUUGACACUCAAUGAGUUUUGGUAUAUAUCAACAAACAGAGGGCUCUAUGAUGAAAGAGGCAGCUCGUCAACUGACAGAAGAUCAAGGAAUUUGAUUUUUGAGUCUGAAAAUGAAUUACCUCAAUUUUUAAAAAUUGAAGGAGCAUGUUUCAGUUUGUAAGGACCCCAAUUGCCAGACCAUUAUAUUGCUACUCGACGAUAAAAUUUUUUCCAGGUGACAACCCUUAAAUAUAUAUCUGGCAGAGAUUUUACGACAAUCGUGAAAAUUCUUAAUUUACAAGAUUUAAGUGUAGAACCACUGAACCCCGAUGGCUUAUAUGAGAUGUUCUUCCCCACAAGUAUGGUAGAUUCUUUUAGAUUAAGCCUAGCGAUGCCAUGUAAUAGACCUUUUUACCGAUACGGCGGCCAUAUUGAAUUAACUUGAUUUAAGGAGUAUUAUAGGAUGCCCAGGGGGCAUGAGCACAUUUCGUUUGUAUUUUCGAGCGCUUCUCAGGACAUUUUUUUCUUAAAGUUUUCUUAGAAUAAGAUUGUAAUGGGAAAAAAGAUCUUUGUGCUGUGUUUUGAUGUAUAUAAUGAUCAUAAUGUUUCAGGCUCUCAGAUAGUAGGGAAGACGCGUAAGAGAAAGGCACGCGUGAUCGCGCUUUCUUAAUUCCCGGAACAGGCCAGUGGGUGGGAACCUGGGAUGGUUAUGGGAGGCGGGAGGAAGCGGAAGAGGAAUGCGUAAUAUUUCGCAAUCGGAAAGGGGCAGGAGCCGAGAAUGCAAGGUAAGGGAGAAGGAAGAUUUGAACCCCCUACCACUCCUCCCUCCCCAGUAUACAAGCCAAAAGCUGCUUGAGGUAAGCUUCAAGUAAGUUUGUACAAGCUAAAAGCUCUUUUAGCUGGCUCAGCCACAAAGAAAAAACAGCCCCACGAUGCAGUACAAAAUCCAUACCCCGGCCACUAUUACCGAUAGAAUUCAGUCAAGUUACAAUCUAAAACAGAACCUGUGUCUGAACCGUCUCCGGUUUAACCGAAUGGCCACAAACAUCUAUUUUUUAAAAUGUUAAUCAAGGAAUAAUAUCUUGUUCUGUGGUACUCAUAAAAGGGGUCCUUUCUUAAAUCUUCUGCCGUUAUUUUGGGGGAAGAAACACAAAACGAAUACCUGGAAUAAGGCAAGCGUUGGCGUGCAUACAUAUUGUGGACCGGCAACUGCCAUAGUGUCAAAAUUGGGUACAAUAUUGCAUUACGCUACCCCUGGGUUCAACUUUUUGUUUUGUCUCUCAUAUCAGCAUUCCCCCGUCGUUACGAGGUUGUUGAGAUCAGCUGAAACCCUUCAAAGGGAAAAAGCUCAAUGAUUGUGCACAAUAUAUAUAGGAUCAUUUCAGGUGCUGUACAUGAUUCUCCUGCUAAACCGCUGGCCAUUUGAAUGCGCGCCAUUCCGCCAUUUUGUAGCCAUUUUGUGAUUUCUCUUUCUUCCAUUUUCGUCCUCUUAUCGUAUCAUUUUAUAUUUUAAGUGUCAGAAGAGACUUAAAGUUAGGUUUUUUGGGAGGAGAAAAUGCGAUAAAAUCUGCAGUAAGUAGAAUGGACUUUCUUGAUUUGGGAAGGUAAGUGUGUUGCUCUUGUUUUGAAGAAAUACAGCUGUCAGCUUUGACAGCCUAAGGGAAAGUUCAUUUAAUAUGACAAGGGGGGGGGAUGAAGAUAUUGAGGGGGGGCUCCGAAAAUUUUUAGACACCCGAAGGGGGGGGGCUCUGAAAAAAUUGUUGCGCUAGGAGGGGGGCUCCGAAAAUUUGUAUACUUCAAAACCAACACAUGACAUCAUCAUACAGAUCGGAUGGUUUUCAACUCAACAAUUUAAUGACCUGUGCAACUCAGCUAUAUCACGUGGUUUACAGAUAUAACAAAUGUAGUCUCAGUAAUUAUUACACUCUUGUUCAUCCCAAAAAUGCUUUAGAAAAUUGUAUCACAACUGUAUCUCAAGUUUGUCAUAGUAUAAACCAUUGAAGACAAUAAUGGUAAAUAUAUUUAAUACAGUCUAGUGAUCUUUUUUCAGGGGAGCAAAGGAAUUGAAGGAGGAGGGGGGGGGGGGCUCUGAAAUUUUUUCGACUACCAAGGAGGGGGCUCCUAAAAAAUUGAACCGCUAGCGAGGGGGGCUGCUAAAAUUUCAAGCUUCGAGUUUCAAUAUCUUCAUCCCCCCCCCCCCCUUGUCAUAUUAAAUGAACUUUCCCUAAUAUGCGAGCAUGCACAUUUGAAAGAUCGCUUGCAUGCUGUUUUCUGUUGCUAGUUCAUAGCUUAUAGUGUCAGACUAGUUCAACUGGAAAUGAAUGUUUUGUUAACAAAAACCAUGCAAGGAGUAAUAUAGCGAGUGCUUUGACAAGAUAAGAUUUAAAUGACUUAUGGUAAGGCCAUCCCCCUUUUUUCUUCGUUUAGCGUCGUCCGACCGACCCAAAAUUUUGGCAUUUUUAAAAAAAAAAAAAACAAAGUAGCGUUGUAGUUAAACCAUUUUUCACUUGAAAUAAUUCUUUUAAUCUGAAAAAUGAGCAUAUAACAGCAUAGAGAAAAACAGGAAAUUCCUGUUUUACAUUAUAUUGUGCAUUUUGUUGAUCCAAAUAUGUGACCUUUCAUGCGAAAACGUGCUAUAACGACUUUCCGUUAAACAGGUGAAAUGAACGGCCAUCGAACGGGUUACAAACGGGUCACCAAGCCGUUUUAAACGGGUUUCAAUGAGUGUUCGAACGGGUGAUUAAGUAUUCCGAACGGGUAGCUUAGCCGUUCGAACGGCUCGGGGAAAAUUGCGAACGGGUAGCCUAACCGUUCGAACGGGCACAGGCAGCCCAAGCGCACUAUUUGUGGGUUCGGGCUUCAGAGGUCAUUUGGUCGGAAUAUACUAGCAUUAUUAGUGUAUUAUCUGAUGCCAAAUAAAUGCAAAAAGUCUUAAAGAUAUGAAGUCUUCUUGUUUGUCUAUCGGUACUAGUAGCCUUUAAGAUAACGAAAAUCGAUAUUUUUUGCAUUUUUCCAUGUGAUUCGGGCCCUUAUUGAUCGAAUUUUAUCACAUGUAUUCGAAUCUACAACGCUAAGGAAAAAAAAAUCAUGAUCACGCGAAAUAUUGAUUCAAAAAGCUCCCUUACCUUUAGUUCAUAGCCACUCUGUGUCCUACGGCUGGUUUAAACGCCGUUUAGUCGACUUUCUUUCCAUCGAGUACUGUCCCUUCUUUUAUAGUGUUCAGUACUCGAUGGAAAUAAAGUCGACUAAACGGCGUUUAAACCAGCCGUAGGACACAGAGUGGCUAUGAACUAAAGGUAAGGGAGCUUUUUGAAUCAAUAUUUCGCGUGAUCAUGAUUUUUUUUUUCCUUAGCGUUGUAGAUUCGAAUACAUGUGAUAAAAUUCGAUCAAUAAGGGCCCGAAUCACAUGUAAAAAUGCAAAAAAUAUCGAUUUUCGUUAUCUUAAAGGCUACUAGUACCGAUAGACAAACAAGAAGACUUCAUAUCUUUAAGACUUUUUGCAUUUAUUUGGCAUCAGAUAAUACACUAAUAAUGCUAGUAUAUUCCGACCAAAUGACCUCUGAAGCCCGAACCCACAAAUAGUGCGCUUGGGCUGCCUGUGGAACGGGUCGUAGAACAUUCCGAACGGGUAACCAAACCGUUCGAACGGCUCAUAAAAAAUUCCGAACGGGUAACCAAACCGUUUGAACGGCUCAUAAAAAGAUUCCUAACGGAUAUCUAAACUGUUCGAACGGCUCAGAAAAGAAUUUCGAAAGGGCGAUCUAAACGUUCGAACGGCUCAUGAAAUCUUCGAACGAGCAGUCACGAACGGCUUACAAACUUGAUGAUUGUAAUUUGUUUUGUUUAUUUCGAAUGGUGCCGUGCCGCUACACAUCUCACUUAAAAUUAAUUUCGAACGGAUGGCUUUCAAUCGUUGAAACUGCUCCUGUUUAUUUCACCACUGAAAGCCAAAGAAAGUAAACUUGAAAUGCAGAGAACAUUCGUAACUGAGUUUGCUUAAGCGGAACUCGAAAGAAAAUCAACGGCGAAUGCAAACUUGCAAAGUAUUUGCGGUGAUGUUUUUCCUAGCUUUCUUACAGAACAAAUACCCAACUUUUUGUUCCCGAUACAUUUUCAAAUUGUAUGCUAUGCUGACCUUUACUUUUGACUAUGACUCAAACACAUUGCCGUCAGUUCAGUUCGGUUGCGUGUCAUUACACCGAUCUCGAUAAAUUUGCAUACAAGUUACACAACAGUGACAGGUAACACAACACCAGCCAAUCGCAUCAAUCACUUUGACAGUCGGACGCAAAUUCAGGGCGUCAAAACAACAUGGUUGUUGUCUCAGUGCAUGCUUUCAUUCAGUGGAUUCUCUUCGAAAUAAGAGGAAUACACAAGGCAGACUCAUGAGAUUUCGGUGUUCAGAAAAUCAUUUAUGUGCUUAUCACAACCAUAGUUAUACCGGUAAUGUUUAUAAACCGCAUUGUAACACAGGGUAGAAUUUAAGAAGUUCGCUUCUACUAGCGACUGAUUACCGUAUGUUUAGAAGUGCAAAAUAUAUUUUCUGCAAGAGCUCUUCGCCUGUAAUAAUAACUUUGCGAGAAGUUUUUAAAGAAAUUUACAAUAUCGCAGUUUUCAUUUGUAAUUUACUCACGCAGCGGUUCAGACUGUUCAAGUGAUCGGAGGGCUUUUUUUCCGUAAGUGACAAUUCGUUAUCAAGAACACGCGAGUACACGAACAGGAAAAGACAACCGCUCUUAUGACUGUCUCAUACUCAAGUCGUUUGAACGGAUGGAUGUUCCAGCGAACGGGUGAGCAAGUCGUUCAAACGGUUGGAUGUUUUUAACAAACGGGUGAGUAAGUCGUUCGAACGGUUGGAUGUUUUUAUCGAACGGGUGAGCAAGUCGUUCGAACGGAUGGAUGCUUUUACCAAACAGGUGAGCAAGUCAUUCGAACGGCUGGACGUUUUUAUCGAACGGGUGAUCAAGCCGUUCGAACGGAUGACCCAGGUCGUUCGAACGAAUGCAAAUUUCUUUCAAACGGCUUUCAAACGGGUUCUAAACAGAAUUCCGUUCGAAAACGGAAAGCUGUUAUUGCACGUUUUCGCGUGCAAGGUCACAUAUGUUAAAGGAACAGUAUCCUGUUACUGCGCAUGCACCAACUUUGAUUUUUGGACAGGAUGUCGCAAAAUCAAAAGAUGUGAGGAGAGUAGGAGAACAUUGAAAAAUCCGUUUGCAUCGCCCUUGACCGAGUUCAGUACAACGCUAAAACUUCUCAGAAUUAGUGAUCAAUGACUAUUGCAAUAGUCUCCUAUAUGACAUCCCAAAAUACCAGAGAGAUAAGUUACAAAGAAUUCAGAAUACCGCAGCUCGAAUGAUAACAGGAGCCCGCAGCUCUGACCACAUUACACCUUUAUUAAAGAGCCUGCACUGGCUUUAAGAUUGUUCUUAUCACAUAGUAAGAUCUUAAAUGGACAAUCUGCUGGAUAUCUGGAACCUCUGAUUAAGGAUUAUCAUCCAUCAAGAGCUCUACGAUCAUCAUCCCAUUCGCUAUUAUGCACCCCAGCCAUAAAAUCCAAAACAUAUGGAGGACACGCGUUUUCCACUGCAGCACCUCAGUUAUGGAACACUACCCCAGAAUAUAUCAAAAAUUGGGACACUGUUACAACAUUUAAAACAAAACUUAAAACAUUUCUAUUCAGGAAAUGUUUCAAUUGAUUCUCAUGCUUAACAUUUUAGGGUUUUGUUAAAAGUUUUACAAUACUUGAUUAUUGAUUUUCAUGCCUUACAUUUUAGGAUUUUUAAGUUUUACAAGUUGGUUUUAAAGUUUUUACAAACAUGAUAACAUUUUAGGAUUUUUUUUAAAGUUUUACAAUACUUGAUGUAUAAUGUUACAAUUGAUUUUCAUGCUUAAGGUUUUAGGAUUUUUAAAGUUUUACAAUGAGGAUUUUUAAAGUUUUACAAUACUUGAUGUAUAAUGUCACAAUAGGCUAGAACUGUAAUGAUCUUCAAUCGGCUUUCAUAAUGUAAAGCGCAUUGAGGAUAGAAAUGCACUUAAUAAGAAUCUAUAUUAUUAUUAUUAUUAUUAUUAUUAUUAUUAUUUAAUGUUCCUGUUGAGUUUCGAUUUGGGCGAAAUCGGGUUUUUCUUGGCGUUACUUUUAUUGCCGUUGGCGGGAGGACAAAAGAUGGGAAGCGUUUUGAUGCCGAUUGAAGACUUAAUUUCUUCUGCCAGCUUCAAUACAGGCUCAGAUAAUUGUGUAAGGAAUACGCAGAAAUGAAACAGCAACAAUAAAGACAGUAAGAAAGAAACCAUUGAGGCAUUGAUGUGACUGUACUGAGGAGAUCUGGUGAAAGUAGCUUCGUGAGGCAGAUUGUUUUGCAACGACAUCUUAGUAAACUUUCACUCCCUACAGCUGACAAAAUCAAACAAACAGGCACUACAUGUUUAGAAAAACUAGUGCAACGAAAUCAUAAUAUAAUUUUUGACUAACCUUUGCGAUGAUUCAUAGCGAUGAGAUUGCAUUUUUAUUUAUCUUUCAAACGCUUGAGGCUAGAAUGCGAGCAAAUCAGGUAAAUAUCACUGGGCUUGGAACAACUGACCUCUAACACGAGUUUCACAUUAGAAAAGCGGUUUUUAAAGCGAGCGGAACAAGAUUUUUGGGUCGCGAGACGGCCCUGCUGGCGAUGAAAUUGUGAUGAGUCCUCGUGCCACUAGUCAAAUUUUAAAUAAGAUGAAAGACUUCUUUGAAAGUCUAAAAUAUUACUUGAGAAUAUAAACAACAAAACCCCGUCGGCAGUGCGGUCCGGAAGGAAAUCUUGUCAAGUCAAUAUGACAGUUCUAUUGUCUUUUGAAGAAAAAACAAGUGAUGCUCGCGCAUGCGCAUAAUAGGGACACUGUCCCUUUAAUGUUAACUUUUAACGUCGUCCUGGGGUACCAGGGCCUCCUAUUCCCAUACUUUUUGUAAUUUUUUUUUAGGUUUCUUUUUUUUGUCAAUCUGACCAACCGACCCAAUAUUAGGAAACGCAUUCGACGCCAAACGAAAGAAAAAGGGGGAUGGCCUAAGGUCACAGAAGAAUAGACCUUUUCACGGUUUAUGAUGCCAUCUUCGCCAGGGGGCAAACAUGGCUAAAAUUACAGUGAAUGUACGGAAUUUUGGCCCACAUGGAAAUGCUAUAACGCUGCUACAAAGAGGCAGAUUUCCAACAUUUGCUACUACUUUAAAUAGUUUUAUUGAUAUCUUUCAGUCAACAGAAAAUAAGGCUAUUAAAGAAGGUACAACGUCUGUGAAUUAGAAUUACAUGUAUAAAUCUUCUCAUGUGGCUUCUAAUUUCAUGGUAAUUUGCAUGAUGUUGAUUAGAAGGGUUUGUAUGAAAUCUUGAAAAUUUGUUUACAGUCGUUAUAACCUGAAUCUCUUCCUUAUACUUUAUAAAAAUAAUCUCAGUACAAAUGUAAAAAUAUUUAAAAUAUAUUUCCCUGUGGAAAUCCGCCUCUUUGUAGCAGCAUUAUAGCGGUUCCAAGUGGCCCAAAAUCCCAUACAUUCACUGUAAUUAUUUUUGUUUUCCGAAGGAAUGAUGUUUUACAUUCACAUAGCCGUUCAGAAAUUCGCACCGUCGAUCAGUGAUUGCGAUGCAGUGUUCUGUAACUAGUUGAAUUGCCAGCUUCGGCAAUCAAUAUUUCUGGUUUCAAAGAUUUAUCCUUCACGUACAGUGUAUGUAGCCUUUGCUCACCAUGUUCCUAGAUUUUCCCAUAUGAACAGUGCGGCUCAGCAAUUCUGUGAAUUUAGCUUGUCGAGGUUUUAUGCAAAUCUUGAUAAACAUUCUUACGAUAAAAUGUCUUUGUUAAAAAGUAGCAUUUUCACGAGCAUUUGAGUCAACUUGGUAAAUUUACUAUUAAACCCUUUUGUGGAAAUGUGACUUAGAAUGAUUUCAUAAAUGUAAUUUGUAGACUUUCAUCUCCAAGAAAAUUUAAAAACACUUCUCGGUGGCGAUUCUGUGGCUUGUCAUGCUUUCACCGUAUACACACAGUCACACAAUAUUAAAUUUCACGGAAAACUUUAUUUGUCUUACAAAGCGACAUUUUCGUGAGCGUUUGAGUUGAUACAUGUAAGUUUGCCAUGUAAUCAAGUUUCAAACUCGUUCAUGUAAAUGUGGCUUGGAACUGCCAUGUUCAUUCGCACACAAUUGCUCAGCGACCCCAUGAAUUAAUUUAUAAAACUUGCUUUUAUGCAAAUCUAGCUGAUGUCAACGGAAACUUUCUUUGCCGAAGCGAUACUUUAGCAACGAUCAUUUGAGUUUUAAUAAGAGUUUCAAACUCGUUUUGUUUGAAAGAUAGAAAGUCACAGGGAAUGCACAAGCAGGCUAACGAGUCUGGCAGAAAUCGGAAAACAUAGCUGUCAUUUGCCACAUGAUUUGGAGUUUGACUGAUUUGUGAGAUAGAUAAGAUCUAGUUUUCGAAUUGAAGCGUGUGAAUCUGUGAUCUUGUUUUGGAAUGAUUAAAGAAGAUUUAUGGUUGAAAAAAUUGCUUUGAGUACAAUUAUUAACUGAGUCGAUUAGUUAUUGUUUACUUUUAAACAGAGGCUCUUUUUGUUACCGCUAGUGAGAUGUACGAACAAUGGAAAGUGAAAAAGAAUUAUGGCCAUACACUGUGCACAUGCAUGAGUUGUUUCGUUGUUGCUUUCUUUCAAACGGAGGCUCAAUUUUCACCGCUACAUGUAUUGCAUGUAUCUUACGUACAUGUAUGCCUUCAUUUCUAAAAGGCAAGUUUCAAAAGGACUUUUAACAGGAGACCAAAAGCGAACAUUUUGCUUUAAAAGCACGAGCUGUGUCUACACGAAAGCAAAUGAGUCUCACCCAAUGCACAGAGCGGUAAUUUUUAGAAUACAAGGUUAGUGUGCAUGUCAAGUUCACAGUAUUUCUUGACUCAAUAUUUGAAACUCGAUCCUCAAUCAUCAACACUGGAGACUCAAUUCUCGAGACUCGAGACUCCAUCCUUGUAAUUUUCGAGAAUCAAGAAUUCAGUCUCAGGUCUCGAGGAUCAAGACGUGAGUGACUUUCAACUUACUUUGGAGCAGUACUGUUAUCAUCAUCAAACUAUUUAAUAUACUUAUCUCAUACAAUACCUCUAUUCUGUGGACUACAUGUGUGGAGAAAACUUAAAGCCACUGAUUUUUAUAUUACUCUAUUGAAUUCAAUACUCAGUGUAACUAGUUUUUUUGCCAAAAGUCAGAAAUUGAUGUCUAAACUUUACCUUUUCCUGUUUACUUUUACUAUGAAUAUCAACAUGCUGUCAUCCGAGGGUUUUACCUUCAGGAAGGGUAAAGCUUACUGCUGGACACAGUUGACAAUAAUAAAUUGUCCCUUUUAGGGCUUUUAACUUUCUAUUAGAAUCUUUUGAUUAGUCAUGAAAACAUGUCUGUUGACUUCCCUAAUGGGUGUCCUUAUUAAGCAGGUUGAAUUUAGAGAAAAUACAAUGGCUUCACCCCAGGGGGCGGGGUACUUGGGUUAAUUUUUGCUGGGUAUGUACGGCUGGCCUCUCAGAGCCCCUACCCCAUUAUAGUCUAUUCUGUGGCCAAUAAUUAUUAUAUACCCCAUCUUAGUCACUUUUGGGCAAAUAUGUAAUUUUCGGGAUCCCAACUUAUAUUAGUCACUUUCUAUUUUUAUGAAUUGACCCAUGUCUUACCCAAAAAAAUCCGAAAAUGUGCGACCCCAUUCUAGUAACUCUAUUGAAAAUAUGUGAAAAUAUGACACCACUAUAGUCAAUCCAGUCGUGAAAAUGCGACCCCAUACAGCGGCACAUCCCCAUUAGCCUCUAAUAAGGAAGUACCCCCCUCACCCCCCGGGGGCUUCACCCAGAGUCAAAGAAAACUGUCUGUAAUAAGGAAUUGACUGUAAAAAAUGGGUGUCUGUAAAGUGGAGUUUAGCUGUACAUGUAUGUUGAUAGAAUGACUGUAGCAGUUGUCAUAUAACAAAGUCAUGUACUAAUGAUCAACAUGGUCUGUGCUUGAAGACUUCUUUCAACUUUUGAUGUAAGCAUUUGGCCACAGGCAGCCCAUGCUAAAUUUAGCAUACAUUUAGGUGAUUAUAAACAUAACAACAUGUGUGAGGUGUUGUGUUACAAGGUCUUACAACUGAAGGAUUGUAUGGGCUUGCAAAUGUAUGUGAGGUGUUGUUCACAAUGGUUGCUUAAAAGAUUACAAAGGUUUCACUCACCCGUUUGUAUGGGAUCACAACUGAUUUGAUUGAAAAAAGAAAUAACGUUAACUUUUGAACCAUUAUGCUGGAAACUCUGGGGAUGGUAAAUCAUCGAGAUUGGCAAAAAUGGGGCUAAAAUGUGAAAUCAGUUGCAAUAUCCCAUGCAAACCUUCAUAAUCUUCAACCAACCCUUGUGACACAACACCUCACAUAUAUUUGUGAGCUCAUUGAGCUUGGGCUGCCUGUAAUUUGGCUUGCUAUAUAAAAUGGAUGUAUUACUUAAAUGUUAUUUCUUUUGUAGGAUAAGGCGAACUGUGGAACAUUGGUUUGGUUGACUUUUGUAGUAGGAAAUGGGAAGAGACAACAAGUAAGUUAAAAUUUAUGGAAAUUGGUCACUCUUGUUUGCUCAGUAAUAUAAGACAUUUACUAGCCUGCGUAGCAGGCGCUUGGAAGUAGUGGGCGCAAGAAAUAACGGGCGCACGAGAGGGAGACAUGCGAGGGGAGAGGAAGCACCUGCCUGAAAGGCCCACGAAAAAACAUGUAAUUAUUGUCUCCUGCCCCCAGUCUAAUUACCUAGCGGCCGCCACGUGAUCUCACCAAAAUUUUGACAGAAAACGAAUGACCUCACACAAACAAAGCGUGCUGCCAAAAAGCAUUGUACAUUUUAUUCUCAGUCUGAAUAUAUCUCUUAUAGAGAUCAGCUGGAUUAUCUGAUUAUAGAGCGAUGGAGCAUACAAACUGAUGGUUAACACACAGCUUUAACUCGUUUUUAACCACGGGCACAAAAAAUAGGAAAGAACAAAGUCAAAAAUGAGUAUAUUUUCAAGAAUGCAUGCUGUGUAUUAUAAAAAGCUAUUAAAUAUUGUUCUCUGAGCUUACUUAAUCACAACUGUACAGACACCAAUGAUCACAGCAUAUUAUGUGGAAAAUGACCGUAGCUUUUACUGUGCUAAGUGGCAGCAGUUUUUCCAGCAGUCUUACUAAGUGGACCUAAUCUUCAGAACACAAAAUGUACCAAGAUGUUUUCUCCUGCAGUACCGAGACAUAAGCAACAGACCUCAGGUUGCCUCUGAAUUCCGAAUAAAUAUACAAUAGGGUAAGGUUUUUAUGUCCUGGUAAGUGUUUCAUUUCAUCAAUCCUGUCCAAGUUUUGAUGGUAUGCAUUCCAUUGACAACACAAGUCGCCAAGUUCUCCAGAGCAAAGAAUAUUUCCUCUGAUCUUCAUUGCACGAUUUGACAAAUCUUUUGUCUCUCACCACUUCUGUUAAUGUGUAUCUGAUGUGAAUUCUUUCCAAAGUGAAUACCGUUUGAACACUCCAACUUUUCUUUGAGAUUACAGUCACAUAGUCCCAUUAAACCAGACUGAAGUGACCUCCAAGAACUGAACUUUGAUUAUACCAUUUAGUGGUUUCAGGAGCUAUUGGUGUAAUAUAAGACCUUCACUAUGUUGUCCAUGUACUAUUGAUUGACAGUUUUCUCAUCCAACGCAGUAACUUUUUCCCUCGGGAGCCUUUCAACCAAUUGGAAAUAUCCGCACUCACAGAAUGCAGUGCUAGAAAUAAUUUUUCUAACUUAAAAGGACAUGACAUUGAAUUGUGUCCUUUCAAACCUUUAUUUUGAGAAGACAUAUUCCAAAAUUGGUCGGACAUUAAUAAGCAUACCGUAUUUACUCGAAUAAGUGCCAUGGCAUUCAUCACAUUUAUUUGAAAGUUAAAGGCAGUUCAAAUAAUUUUUUUAACUAUGAUAUUGUUAUUUGUCGUAUUAAAUUAACAAAAUUAACGUCUUUUGAUUUUCAUUAUUACGGGGCCAUGGUGCCUAGAGCCAUGGCUCUUGGUGGCAUUUAUUCAAGCCUGGUAAUGCUUUCAAACUGGUUUGCCUCAAAUCUCUUGAUAGUAUAUAACCCUUUUGAAGAACCUGUUCUUCACAUUGGCGACUCUGUUAUUUUUUUAAAAGAAAUAGUCUUUCCUUCAAAAUUUUCAUGAUUCAAGACACAAUUUGCAAAACUCUUAAGCUUUAAAAAAGAAACAAAAUAGUGAUCUAAAUAGACCAGUAGAACGUUUUGAUGUUUGAUGUUUUGGGGAAAUGCUUUAUGAGUUUUGCUACAACACUCUUAUUUGUAUUUGUUACAUUACAUUAUUGUACAUGCUCAUAAAGAAAUUCACUGCUGGUUUUUCUGGAGAAAAAGUGCCCAGGACACCGGUAGUUUUGAAAAUGGCAAUAUUUAUUCAGUUCAGAAAAAAAAAAAUGGUGUACAUGAUUUUAAGUGUACAUGUACUACAAGCCUUGAAUGUAAUAAACAAUACAUUAUUACAAAGGAAUUUUACAGUAAACAAAGCAACCAAAGCAGACAUUUAUUUCAUUGAAAUAUUCCCCAAAUCAGCAAAAUUGCUGCAAUUGCCUUUUGAUGUGAAUUUUUCUUAAAAGAAGGUUGUUUAUGGUUCACAGCUGACUUUAAAGGAAGGCAUUCAUCCUUUGCACUAUUGUGAAGAUAUUUUCUUUUAUCUUUUUCUAUACAUGACUAAAUAAUUUACUUUUGAACAAUGCCUUUUCGUGUGGUUGUUGUUCAAACUGCCGAAGGAAUCGCAUGGAAUGUUUUCCAGUUCGUCUUACAAAGCUUUCUUCAUCUUUCAGAUUGUAGAAAUAACGCAGCCAUUUUAGUUCCAAAGCAUUGUGAUUUCAGCUACAAAAAUAAGAUUUCCAUAUAUGGAAAGUAGAGCCCAGUAAUUCCCUAACAAAAAGAGCUGCUACGUUUCUCAGGAAGACAAAUACAAUAAGUGGACGUUUUCGAGUUUCCUCAAAAUAGAAAGUCUUUCACUGGAAUGUAAAGUUUAUUUUUCAUCAUAGCGUUUUACCUUUUAAUGUUUUCGAAAUCAACUCAGGGAUGUAAACAACCUAUUUAAGAUAAGAGCCAAGUCAAUUACACGUAAGUGCUUGGACAUUAUGUCUGAACAUAAUGCAAUAUUAGUUGGACAUUUACAGCAUUUUGGUCGGACAAUGUCCAAUGUCCAACAGUAAUUUCCAGCUUUGAAGUGCGAGUUGAAACAACUUUUGUGGGUCUUCCGGGCAGGCGCUCCCUCUCCCCUCACGUGUCUCCCUCUCACGCGUGCAUUCUUUCUCACGCCCACUACUUCCAGGCACCUGCUACGCAGGCUAGACAUUUAACCACAUUGUAAAUCUAGUUAAUGGAACAUGACGGGCCCGGUGGUUGAAGGCUGAGGUAGCCUGCCCAGAUGUAUGCUCGGUUGUAUCUUGAAAACCUUAUUCCUAAAUGAAAGCACACUAUUUUUUAAGCUGCAAGCAAAAGCUAUUCAUGGCUGGAACCUCACAUGUUUGUCAUUGUGUAUAUCUUAGCAGGACUAGACAUUUAUCAUGAUAAGACUAGGUACAUCUGUAGCUUACAUUGUAUGGUACAACUGUAUUUAUUAGUCGAAAUUUGAGAAACUGUCUGACUAUAAAAGUUCUGCUAUGCCACACCUGGUCAUUAUUUGGCUAGCUUGCAUGAAAGCAAAGAGUUACGGUAAUUUUGUUACCUGCCCUCCCUUCUUUUGGAGGAGUUGUGUUGUGUUAUAUCAAUAAAAGUUUGGCGGGUCACUCCAUGUGGUGUGGUUAAGUCUGCGUUGCGACUUCCCCCAAGAUUUUGGCAUUGCUUGUGUCUUGCCAUCUUAUUCCUUUGCCUUAAUCUUGUCUGAUCCAGCCCUUGCAAGGGCUGGGGAGAUAAGAAAGGUUCUGCCAAUACUCUUGCCCUACCCCACGGUAGUGGGCGAUAAGUGAGGCUUGUGUUAUUUUGUGCGCAUCGCAUCAAGUCACUAUAAACUGCCAUAGGGCUGUGUCCCCCCCUAACUACGCUUCCUUGUAGUUGUUGUCUUAUUUAGCCUGCCUGCGUUAUUUAGUCGCGUGACUUUAAUUUUCCAUGCAUAUCUCGAGCGAAAUAGUGAUAUUAAAUACCGUAAAAUUCCGAAAAUAAGCCCCUCCAUGUAUAAGCCCCUCCAAAUAUAAGCCCCCCAAUCCGGUAACGCAAAAAGCCCUCCGUUAAAUUGCCCCUCCAAAUAUACCAGUAAGCCCCCCGGGGGCUUGUACUUGGAAAAUUGCCCUCAAAUACGAAGUAAAACAAAGCAAAAACGGUAAAUUUAUUUUUAACUAUAUGGCUAGCCCAAUCGAUUUUGAAACGCAGAUUUCCCUCUGUAGAUAAGCCCCUUCGAAUAUAAGCCCCUCAAAAAGGGCCUUUGAAAAAUAUAAGCCCCGGGCUUAUUUUCGGAAUUUUACGGUAUUAGAAGGUCAAUAUGACCAGCUAGCAACUUUGGCACUAUAAUUAAGUUACACUGUAUUGAUUGUAAUGUUCCAACACUGUAGAGCUAUUUCAUUCAAAGUUUCUUUCAUUAAAGAACUGAACUAGGUUCUUUUAAUAAAAGAAACUUUGAUAGAGAUGUGAUGGUGAGUUUUUGAGACUGGUAAAUACAUUAGAAAGAUGAUUUUCAGUCACUGACACAGGCACAAACUGAUAAGUAAUAAAGAGUAGAGGCAACUGAAUUUUACCUAUAUGUUGUUACUGUAUUUUAUAUCAGGCGAAAGAAGAAGUCUCGUUCCAGAUCAAACAGUAGAGAGAGAAGUAGGAGAUCACGAAGUCGUGAAAGAAAUAAGGAACGCAAGAGAUCUCGCAGCAGAAGUGUUGAAAAGAGAAAAGACAAAACUAGCAAGAGACCAACAGAAAAAGAGAAAGAGAAGGAGAGAAAGAGAAAAAGAUCAGCAAGUGGUUCCCCACCAAGCGGAGCAUCAACAAGCAGAAGUCGUCGUCGUAGCCCUGCUCCCAGAAAAGAGGACAAAGACAGUCAACGAAAGCGAAGAUCUCGAAGCAGAAGCUAUGAAAAGAGAAAGAAGGAAAGGCCUCGUAGCAGGGAAAGGGAAAGAGAUAGAAAAAGACGUUCAAGAAGUCGCAAUCGUUCAACUUCUUCUGGUUCGCGAUCAAAGAGUAGAAGUCGACGUCCUGAACAAGAAAAGUCUAAGUCAAGGUAUAGUACUGUUCAAAAGUAAGUUGAAAGUCUGUUACGAGUCUCAACUCAACUUGAUCCUGUACGAAACAAGAUUUGAGAACAAGUUAUCGAGGAAUGAGUUGAGAAUUGAGUCUUGCGAGACAGGAACGAACAAUGAAUUCACCAAUGACUGAUUUCUGGAUUUCUUUUUACAUUGACGUACAUGUACAGUGUAACACAAAACAUAGCUUUCUGUGUUACUCAGGAAUGAAAUUUGUCGAACUGUGCUGGCUUGUUAUCAUUGAAUUUCUUUGAUUUAGUCUUUUACUUUUCUGUGAUAGUCGAGACAAAAGAAGACGAGAUGAUGAUGACAGCUCGGAUAGAAGCAAGGACACCAAAAAAUCCAAAGAGGUAAAUGAAUUUUUGCACUAUUGCAUGUCCUCGGUGUUUUAUACAAACCGUGAUAUGUAGGCCGUGUUAGACCUUAACAAUCUUGGGCUAGCCAGUUUGUUAAUUCACUGGCCAAUAAACAUCACCUGGCAGGGCUCAAAGUUAACGACUAAUUGGUCGCAUAUGCGACUGGAUUUUUGCUGCCGUAACAAACAAAGAAAUUUCACAAAUAAUCAAACAAACUGCUCCUGAUAUAUUUGAAGGAGGUGACGAAAUUUGGUUUGGAAGCUUUAGCAGGUAAAGCUUUGUCUGUUUGACUUGAAUUUAUUGAUGAAACCGGUGAAAAAGUUUUUUUGUUUACAAAUUCAAUUUUAGGUGGAAUCCACCAGGAAAUUGAGUAAUUUUAAUUUUCAGUGGACAAAAACCUUGUGCCAGAAUAAUUUAAAGAAUAUUGCCGUCUUUUUUACAUUUUUCAAGAGUUUAAGAUGUAAUAAAUUAUCUGUAGUGACACCAAAGAAAAUUUCUCAUGUAAGUCCGAGAAAAUGAAUGUUAAAUUUCACAAGAAUUGUGAUGACACAGGUAAAAUUCUGAAAAUUUCAUGUGUAAGAUGUAAUUCUCUGAAAUUUGACAUUCAUUUUCUCGGGCUGUCGUGAGAAACUUUUUUUGUUGUUACUACAGAUGAUUUAUUACAUCUUUAGCCCUUGAAAAAUGUAAGAAAGAAUGCAAUAUGCUUUAAAUUAUUCUGGUACAAGAUUUUUGUCCACUGAAAAUCAAGAUUACUCAAUGUCCUGGUGGAUUCCGUCUUAAGUCUUGCUUUAAUUUAUUUAGCUGACAUGGUCAUAAAUAAGCUUAAAACUAAAUUUAAUAGUUUUUUACAGAAUGGUUUCAAAUACCUUUUGAAGAAAUUUCCCCACAAUACCCCGGUAGCUAAACAAAUGCCUUCAAAAGUUUUAUCUGUCGGCAAGAAACACCACGGCCAUUCAGUCAUUUGCUCGCAAAAAUUGUAAUCAUUAGCAGCAGUAAAUGAGUUCAAAACCAUCAUUUUUGUGAUCAAUUAUCUCACUGUUUUAGUAGAAAACAAUUAUUCACCUCAGUGUUGGGAGCUAGUGGUUGGUAAAUAUGUCCACUUCAGUGAAUGAUUGUUAUUUAUCGUUUAACCCUUUCAACCCUGAGAGUGAUCAGUAUGAAAUUUCUCCUUGAAAUAGCAUGCUUUAUAAAGCAGAAUGGGCAGGAGAAUUGAGGGCAUGAUGGCAAAAGAUGAAUCUAUUUAAUACUUCAACAAAUUCUCCCUAUUUCCUCUACUGAAAACAUAUUGGGGACAACAAAUGAGGGUUUAAAGGGUUAAAUUGCAUGAACUAUUUCUUACCUAGUACAUGUAUUUUACUCUCUUGGUUCUUGCACUAAAAGUUGUAAAAUACUCAAAAUACAUCCUCUUUCGUUUUUAAUUGCUUCCUUUUCAAUAAUAGCGUAUUGGCAAGUGGCUCAUAUUAAAUUAGCAAAAGCCUAAUUUUGAUCGGUCUUGGACUAGACUAAAUUGAUAUAAUACACACCAAGGAAAGACAACAAUGUUAAAAAUGUUCGGGUGAUGUGUUUUUAUAGGCACAUAAAGUUUUUCAAGUUGUGCCAAGACAAAAGUUGGUUGCCUGAGGCACCCGGGCCCAUUUCUUGAAUGUUCUGUUAACUAAACGGUUCUGUAUGUGUAUUGCUUGCUGAAAUUGUAUCACAAAAAGAAGAUCGCGGGGGAGGGGUUGAUGUUUACUUUCACAGUAGCACUAGAGGAUCCAUCUGAUCCAUUUGGUGACUGAACCGUCUCCGGCUAAACCGAAUGGCCACAAAACAUUUUUUUAAUGUUAAUCAAGGAAUAAUAUCUUGUUCUGCGCUUAGUAUUAUGUGCUUGUCUCGAGGCGCAGACAACGUACAACAGAGAUAAAGGAUCUGUUUUGGGAAGCAAUGAUGUUUAAAAAUGCAUUAGGCUAAAAGUGUAUUAUUUUUUGAAACUGAUACUAAGAACAUGGUAAGCGAUAAUGUCUACGUUCUCGCGGAAAACAAGGACAUGACUCAAACACUAUAUGGUUCCACACGUCCCCGCUACUUGUCACUGAAAAAAUGAUGAUAAAAACCAAAAACAGAUUUAAAGUUUUCGCUACGCCUAGGUUCAAUCAGGGCAAAAUUCCAUCCCAAUUCGUUUUGUGUGAAUUCCUUUUUGUGUUUUGAAGUAAAUGUUGCGUUUGUUGUCAGCCGCUAAGUUCUUCAGGGUCGAUAAGCGAAACGGAUCAAUUUUUUCAGAGGCCUGGUGAAUCUCAUUUGCAUGCACGUUAACACAUUCAAAUCAGUAAUCUGAGGUGCGCAGAUUGAAGAUAUUGUAACGUCGAAAUGUUUAAAUUUGGGCCCGGUUCAAACGUGGAAUUUCACGUUCGCCGAACUUAAUGCGAGAGUUAAACCCCAUUUACACGUGCUAAAAAAUCAGCACGGCACGCCAAAUUUUUGGCACCGUGCCUCGUUUACCCGUGCCAAGACUACCUCCCGGAGGUAGUCUCGGCACCCCUAAAAAUUUGAGCAAGGGUGCCACAUUACAUUUGGGACCGAUCCGUCUAUACGUCGAAAAUUGGGAGUGCCGUGCCUUAAAAUCGUCAGCACGGUGCCAAAAAUUUGGCGCGCCGUGCCGAUUUUUUAGUGCGUGUAAAUGGGGUUUUAAAUGCAUGUGAAGUGCGACGUUUGAAUGAAUUAAAUUCGACUGUUUACAUGUAAAUUAAAUGCGACUUUCGCCGUAUCUGGGACUGGAACAGUCGAAGAUUUGACUUAGUUUCGACUUUCGAUUCAAACGUCGCAUUUCACAUGUGCCGAACUUUUAGUUUUAGAGACUGGGAAUACAGACAGCGAAUAGAGUUAAAUCAAGGCAGAGUUAAAUUGGACGUUUGAAUCAAAUGCCGUAUUUAACUAUUUUAGUCCUCUAAAAUAGGAAGUUCGGCACAUGUGAAAUUCGACGUGUGAACUGGGCCUUAAAAAGUAAAGCUUCAGUGCUGGCACUUUGCAAUACCCUACUCCCACCCGGAAAGCGCCUAGGUGGGCUUAUUUUUACAACAUUUAAAGUGCUACUACGAUCAAAUUUGGGAAUUUGUUUUUGAUUACAUAUUUCGAAAAUGUAUGUAAAAGUUACUUACCGUGCCAAGUUUGGAGUCCAAAUAUGAUCUGGAAGUGUGUUUAUUUGCACGGCAAUUUUCGUAAAUGUCUUGCCGCCAUUACUCGAUUCAAAAAAUGACCGGGAGUAGUAUUUGAAGGAGUUGGGGCGAGAUGUGACGUAGAAAAAUCAACGCGACAAAACAAGGCAAACAAACGUGGCUAAUUUCGCAUGCAGGACGAGAUAUUUUUGGAAGCUUUUGGAGGUUCUUUGUUCGCUUUUUUGACUUAAAGCGAAAGUAUGCUGGUAGACGUUGUGUUGUGCAGGACUGUGGAAACGUAAAGAACGAUGAAUUGGGAUUUCUAUUCAUAAUUCUCCUGAUUCGGGCAGCGUUAGAUUAAAGUGGAAAAGGUUCGUGUCCAUUCAUCGGAACGAUUUCAAAACAGUGGGAAAAUUUGCUGUGUGCUCGGAGCAUUUUACAAGAGAUUGCUUUACGCUUGCUUUUCCGAUGAAAGGCAUGAAAAGGAAUUUGAAGAAGGGGACGUUUCCAACCAUUUGGAAAAAAUCCUCUCAAACACUAUCAAAGCGGAGUCGACGAUCGGUGAGUGAAUUUACAAUGUCUACAAUGUAUUUGCGCUGUGCUUAUCACCAUUAUAUUUAUUUCCCCAUUUACCUGUGACAUGAUUUUUUCUGGCAUCGUUGUUCAAUAUUCGUGUAAUGAAUACUCUGACUAUUUGGACUUCCCAUAUUGUUGCAUGUGUUUUCAUACUUUUCUGCUUUCUUCUCAUAGUUCUAGUAAAACGGGCAUUUGCGCUGAGUGGACGUGAAGUCGAUUCCCCAAUUCCCAGACCUUCCACUCAAACGUAAAAUUUAGAAAAAGUGAAGCUACAUAGAAAUCCGGCUCUCUAUUUUUUGAGAGAUUAUCUUGCUGUUACUUUGAGAUUUGACAGUACUCCAAACUUCCCUCCAAGAAAUCUUACAGGAAAUUAAGAGUUACACGCAAGUCUUUAAAAACGACCAAAAAUGGACUUAGUCUGAUUUCUGCAUUCUAUCAGUUCAGUUACUGUUUGCGGGUUUUUUUUUUUCGUUAGUAUUUUAAUUCUAUUUUCACUGUCUGCAAAUGAUGCAUACAUUUUAAGGCAAAGAUGUGGUUAAACCUUGCUUCCAUUUCUAGUUUUGAAAACAUCGACAUAAAGCUCAAAUUUAAACUUGUUUUGAAGGGGAGAUAUAAAAAAUGGUCGUACCUAUUUUCAUUUUUAGCUACUAAAUGAAAUUCUGGCUGGUCAAACUACUAAUGAGGAUACAGAGGAAGAAGACAAUCCUGAAGAAGAGGUGAUCUCUUUGAAAGGAAGUUCUGCACCUGAGGAGAGUGCUGACUCUAUGGGGGCUCCCAAUCUCAACCCUUAGGAGUCUCCAGAAGUCGAGGGUGUUCUGAAUACAAGUCAGGGUUCUUUGCUUGAGGUAAAUCCUGAAAAGGAGGGCUGCAUCCCUGAGACUGAGACGGGUGAGAUAAGUGUUGAUGCUGAGAUGGCUUCAGAGGUCCUAGGUACUCCAGGUGAUAAGACAGCUCUCCAGAGCCAAGGGAUUUCAGGCACUGAUGAGGUUACUGAGACCAUGCAGAUCCUGGAGGCUCAGGGAAUCGAAAAAGCGCAGGAUAUGGAUGAAGUUAUGCAGAUUGAUGAAUCAUUAACGAUUCCUGAACUUGAACAGGUUUCUAUGGUAGGUACAUAACUCUAAUUAAUGUUUAUUUGCAUCUUUGUAUUAUCAUGACAAUGGAAAACUACAUGUGCAGCUAUUUUACAACAAUACUAAAACACAAAAAUUCUAAAGUCUUGUUGUUACAGCCUGUAUUAAUGUUGAAAGUUUGUUUUUUGUAGGAUACUCCAACUGGACAUGCUGGGAAUUGCACAACAUACAAAACCUGGAGGAGUGAGGUGACUCAGUUAAGGGGGCAAAGUCACAAGACUGAAGAGUAAGUUAAUCUCCAAUCAAGAUCAGUGGGUUGAAACCUUUAAGAGCAUACAAGAGCCUAAGCAGUUGCUGAUGGUGAAUGCUGGUGAGUCAACAAUAAUUGAUGUUGAUGAGUCAUAUAGGCAUAACUGCCUAUCUUUAUAUUUUUAUUACAUUUAAUCAACAAAAUUUUAAUGGUGAUAGAAUUUUUUUAAUUCCAUUUGUUUAAGCUAUUCAAACUGAUCCAUGGCCAGUAACAAAUGAGACAGAGUUAGGGCUAGAGGAUGAAUCAGAAGAUGAGCAGGAAAUGCAGGACGACGCGUAUGAGGAGUUUGAGUGUGAUGAAGACCCUACAUGGAGUCCUAAAGAAAUCGAAGAUGCAUAUAAAAAACUAAAGGAAGAUGAUGACUCGGUGAAGACUCAUCAGAACCCAAGGUACAAAGAGCAAAAUUUAUUGCAUUUUAACAUCUUAGCUCUAAGUAUCCUCUGGGAAGUGAUUUAGGCCUAAAACUAACUUCCAUUAUGAGAGGAUCUAUUUAGAAACAAGAGUACAUGAAAUUUGUUUAAUAAUUUACUCAGAUAAGAAUUGUAAAAAGUCCCAGGCCUAAAAAUGUUUGGUUUGUCCACUCAACCACUGGUAAUAAAUUAUGCAUCGUUGGGGUGGGCUAGAUAGCUUAAGGGCUCAAAGUUGUUAUGUGUGCAAUCAGCAGAAUUAUUAUAAAAAAGCAUUUUUCAGGAUGUAUCUGAGAAUAAAAUCCCAACCCACAAUUAGCCAGGUUUACAACAAGUUGAAAAACUGGCAACACCCUGAGAAAAACAAUAAAAAUGAUAAUCAUUCUUUUAUUGUUAUUUUAUUAUUUCAGAUGCUAUGAUUAAAUGAGUAUUUCCUUUCAAUCAUUUUUUACAGGUUGGAUCUACAAGAAAAAAACAUUCGAGAGGAACCGAAGGGAAUUGUUUUCCUUUCCAAACUUCUUCUUUUGUUUCAGUUCUGCCACUUGUGCUUCUUUUCAAAACCCAAACUUUCUGUAUCACAGACAGGUACCUUGUUAACCGUAGAAAGUUUCUGCAGAAACUGUAGCCAGAAAAAAGUCUGGAAGAGUCAACCAGUCCUGCUAGGAAAGUUCCAGCAGGUAACCUGCUAUUAAGUUUUGCAGUGCUUUGUCAGCCGAGUGAAAAGAAAGAAACGAUACAUUAAAAAUGUAAUUAAAUUCAGGCUGAAUUCAAUUUAAUUUUUAUUACUUGUGUACAUGAAAAUCAACAGAAUUAUUAUAAAAAAGCAUUUUUCAGGAUGUAUGUGAGAAUAAAAUCCCAACCCACAAUUAGCCAGGUUUACAACAAGUUGAAAAACUGGCAACACCCUGAGAAAAACAAUAAAAAUGAUAAUCAUUUUUUAUUGUUAUUUUAUUAUUUCAGAUGCUACGAUUAAGGUGGCUCCCUAGAGUAUUUACUAAUAAUCCGAGCUAUCAAGCAUACGUUACAGAGGGAAAUCUAGUUACUUUGUCUUUGCGAUUUUGUUCACGAGAUUGACCGCUAAGGUUACCCAUAUAAGAAGGCUCCUUUAUCAAGUUUCAUUUUCUGGAUUAAGGCCGUUACCAUGGAAACAUUGCAUCCUUAAACAGGCAGUAAUUUUGUCAUUUUUGCCCAUUUUUCCUUGAUAGUUCUAAUUUCCCGCGGUGAAAUGUCUUUAAACUUUGCCACUUUAUAUUAACGAUAUUGCUUAACAUUUUAAAGUGGAAAAACAUGGGGUCGUUAAGACGGUUUUGCCAAUAUUUCGAAAUUUGUACUUUUUCUUAAUAGAGGAGUUUAGCUCUUACAGAUUUUGACAAAAAAAUGGCAGUACAAAGGUACUACCAUUGUUAAGAAAUGAGGCGAUUUUUAAAAUAAUUUACCGAAGGAAACGCGAGAAAUUCAUGGUUAACUGCGCUGACGUCACAAAAAUCCGAAAAACACGCGUGGUUCGGGGUCGUGUGAGCAAAAUACGCGCGCGAGCCAUCACGCCCGCAUGCGCAUAAUGCACAAAGCUACUGAAAACAUGUGGUUUCUUUGAAGAGUAGGAAAGCCUUUUUUUGAAGCCGUUUAUUAGUAUCAUUACGGUGAUAUCUCGCCAGUUGAAAAAGGAGGGAUAGCGGAUUCAAUUUUAUACCUAACACAGGAUGUUUUCUUCGAAAAACUUGACUAUUGUAGCUAAAGUUCAAAGCGUGGUGGUCACUCGUGAGGAUGGCGAUCGUCGGCGAUGAAGACGGUGACCGAUGAAGACGGUGGUUGUGCAAGGAUCGCAAAAAGGCCUUCUUUUUUUAAUCUGCUAUACACUGCUUGCAGAUCUUCAAAUGUUAGCCCACUUCCGGAUACUUUUUAAACCUUCUUCUUCUUUAGGGAUAAUUUCGACGGCGAAGUUUUUCUUUUAAAGUCUGCUGUAAAAGAUAGCGCCGAUCUACAAUUCGUAUAUCAUGUCCUCAGCUACAUGCACAAGACCGUAGGUCUCGACGGACAACUACUGCUUUCGUCAAGGGUCAAUCUGUGAGUAAAAAUUAUUUCUCGUUGUGCAAAAACAUUGUCCAUUUACUUCGACUAUUUAACGUUUGUCUACUGUUGAAGCGAAAGAAUUGAUGUCUUUGGAAAAAAUUUUUGCUUUGUUUUUACAUACAAUUUGCUCUUUUAAGGAUCGAUAUUGACUUGUAACCGGUGUAACAUUGUCUCCUCUCAUAAAUGUUUGACCUACACUAAACAAACUUUUUGCACAAUGAGUUUCAAUAGAAAGUUAAUAAAGUUUUUUGUGGGGAAUAUUUCGAAACUGAGAGGCCAUGUUUGUUUUAAUUUUUGCGUGGACGUCGCGCGGAUUUUAAAGCUCGCGCCAUACUAGUGCUCAGGCUGCGACCGGCCAAUUUACUCUAGGGAGCCACCUUAAAUGAGUAUUUCCUUUCAAUCAUUUUUUACAGGUUGCGAAGAGGUCAGGGUCAGAAAAAAGUCUGGAAGAGUCAACCAGACCUGCUAGGAAAGUUCCAGCAAGUAACCUGCUAUUAAGUUUUGCAGUGCUCUGUGAGCAGAGUGAAAAGAAAGAAACGAUACAUUAAAAAUGUAAUUAAAUUCAGGCUGAAUUCAAUUUAAUUUUUAUUACUUGUGUACAUGAAAAUUGGAGCAACAUCAGAAUUCCCAGCCACUAAACUUGAGUUUAACUGAACGCUAGAAGAACAGGGCUUCACACAGUAGGCAAGUUUGUCAUUCAACAAAAAGCGAGUAAGUGGCUGAGAAUUCUGAAGUUUGGCCCAUAAAAUUAAGUGCUUACGGACAAGUAUUCAAGCAACUACUGUAGGUCCUUCUUGGCCCCAAUGGCAUACAUGACACUCUUCAAGAACAAACAGUGCAUUUAUUAUUCAUUUUCUUCAUCUUCGAAUCCACGAUAAUGGCCAUUUUGACUCGGAAAUUGUUUCCUGAUUUUAUUGUAGGCACAACAGGGCAAGGGGUAUCGCCUGGAACUACCAAUAUAACUCCACAGCAGUCUUCUUCCCUGACCUCUUUGCAGCGAUCGAUCUCUUUGCAGCAAAUGCACUCCUGCGCUUUUGUAACAAGACUGACAGAGCAGUUCGAGCACGAACACCUGCAAAAUAAUGUGAAAAAUUCGUCAAACACAAGAAAAAUACGUCUGUAUAAAAUUAUUAAUUGUCUGACCUCUUCAAUAAAACUAUCGAAUAAAAUCAGGACCACAGCUAAUCACAUAGCAACGAAAUUGUAAACUUAAACAAAACACACAGUCGCGUUCGUCACGCGCACGAUUUAACGACGGGUAUGUUGAAAUUGGAAAAUGAAAAUAUAAAUCUACAUUCCAUGAUAAUACCAUACCAUUCAUUCGCUGGCACCUCUCCCGAAUAUCUUCGUUAAAACUGUUGUUCCUCUUCUUCUUCGCGAUGAACUCUUUCGUUGUAGUCCGCGGCUUCUUCCUCGGUAGCAAGGGGUUCGCAACUGUCGUCGCACGGCACAAAUUCAGACAAUUCCCCCAUCACUUCGUCAACUGUAAAACUUUCUAGAUCACUUUCAGAUGUGCAGGAAGAGGAAUCCGACGGAGAUGACAUCUUAAACGUCUUGUUAAAAGGCUCUAAACUCACAAACUUUUCCCAAAUGCGAAUCUUUUGGUUGAUGUUUCUACGUCACAGUGCAUAAAUCACGUGGUCAAACGCACGACCGCUUUGCGGAGAUCUCGCGGGCUAUUGCUUUGCGAACUUUGUAAUGGCGGACGGUAUUUACGCACUUUUCAGUGGGAAAUUUCCAGCCCCCGUACGCAAGUAUCGUUCCAAUUUUUCGCUAUUUGUAUAAUUUUGAACAUAUACAAAAGAUUUAUGUUAAAAAAACUCGGAAACAAAAACAAAAAUUUUCGUCGUAGUAGCACUUUAAAGAAAAAUCCUUUCCGUGUUCCCUUAAAUAAGUUUUAGUGGCCAGCAGCUAGAGAAUAAUCUCCUUUUCGGAUCGCUUUUUUUUUUUCGCCAAUGCCAUAUAGUAGAUAUGGCUAAAAAUGAGAUUGCAACACGUCUAAGAGUUAGGUAAGGGUACUGCAUUUUUGUUUUUGGCGCAUGAAGAGAAACGAUUUCAACCUUUGCUCUUGCGUUCAUUUUUUCCUUUGCCACUCUUUCCAUCGUGUGUUCCACAGACGAACAAAGAGCCUGUUUAAAGAAGUUCGUAAAAGAAGAUUUAACUCAGUUCUUCAAAUUAACUUCAACUCUUAAACCGUGUUCAAGCUUGUAUUUUGUAUUUUGCAUUUAUUGUGCCACACAGAAAAAUUUCAUGAUUAGAAUUACAAAAAAAUACAAAAAUGUAGUGGCGAGGAGGCCGAAAGGAAACUAUAAAGCUGAUAAUGUUAACUUAAGGCCUCCUCAAUUACAAUUUUUCAAAGAGGAACUAACAAUUACGGCGACGGGUACAAUUAUUAUCAAAGGAAAUGAAAGUAACAAUAUAUUAAGGAAGUUUAUAAAAGAUGAAUAUUAAACAGUUUUUAACACGAAUUUCAGCAUAAUUUUAAUCAUGUUGCCGUAAUUCACAUGAGCGCUUAAAUGAUAAUCCACUCCCUUAUUGUACGCCACUUAAAAGAUCUUUGAUUUUAUUCUUAAAAUGCAAAAACUCAGUGGAGCAAGUUUAAAAAAAGCAUUUUACGUCAGCUUUUUUGCCUUUCAUAUUUUGAGAAAUAAAUGUUUUCUUGUUAGCGUAGAUUAAAAAGUUUGUGAAAAUACUUCAUCAAGGAAAACCUGCUAUAUGCUUAGUAACCGAGGCUUUACAACUAAUUGACAUCGACCGAGUUAAGGACAAUUUAGAACAACAGAAGUUAUUUCGUUUAAAUCAUAUUAAAAGAUCCUGCCUUUCUUUUCCCUACAACGUUCAUCAAUUCGUUUUUUUAAUUCAUUUUUCCAAAGGUUCCAAGCCUCAGGAGUGCCUCAAACAUGGCCCUUUCAAUAGAAUACACCAAACAACAGCUGAACUACUUCAGAAUUUGUUAUGUAAUCACUGAUAUUCUAGCCGAAGGCCUCAGAGAAGUUUUUAAACGUGAAUGGGACAAUGAAUACAAAUCAACAUCAUUGGGAGAAUGGAAAGAUUUGGGCCAGAAUGGAAAGGACUUUUGCAACGGCGAGUCUCUAAGAAAUCAAAGAAGAAACGCUCGUCAUUUGGCCACCAUGAUAAAUGGAAACAGAGCGGAAUGGGAUUGCACAGUGCUGUUUUACGCCAUCCUUUACUCUGAUUGUGUCGGACCCUACCUUUUAACAACAAUCAGAAACAAUGUGGAUGAUCUUAGAAAUUUUAGAAACGAGGAAUUUGCCCACCUACCACAGGGAAGUCUCCCUGAGAUGGAUUUUCAGAAUGCUAUUGACAAAGUUUAUGUAGCGUUUAAUGCACUUGGUCUCCCUACGGUAAAAAUCGAUGAGAUAAAAAAUCAGAAAACUUUCCCAACCGAUGAAUUACAUACAAUUCUGAAAGAGGUUGACGAUGUUAAACAAGAACUUCAAGAAAAAGAGAACCAGCGCCAGGUUCUUGAAGAUCAGCUUCAGAAAGAAGCGCCCUCGUUCUGUAUUCUCCCUCCUAAACCUCCACACGAAAUUGAAAGCCGUGAAAGGGAAGUAGCACAAAUAGCCCAUCAGCUAAGGGAACUAAAAGAGGCCAACGAGAACAGAUUGAGUUAUCUGUACAUCUCAGGGAAUCCAGGAAGUGGCAAAUCACAACUAGCUGGCCUCGUCGCUGAAAGAUUCCUUGAUGAAGUAAAAGAAAUACCGGGCACUUUGUCCUUUGUAAUGACAAUAAACGCUGCCAGUCAAGAUUCACUUUUGGAGUCAUAUGCCAAUUUUGCUCGUCAGUUAAAGUGCCCAGACUUUUCAGUGAUGCAAACCUUGAGCUCUAAGGAUUGGAACAUUGAGGAGAAGAUUGCCAAUCUCAAGAUGCUUAUUGCUGCAAAAAUUGGGUGUUACACGUCGUGGCUGCUGGUGGUGGACAAUGUGACUAAACUGAAUUUUGUACAUGAUCACCUACCACAGUCUGGGACCGAGACGUGGGCAAGAGGUCAGUUGUUAAUUACAACCCAGGAUACAAAGUCCAUCCCGUUGAAAAGCUCUUUCAUCAAUCACAUUUCAGUAAGCCAAGGAAUGAAUCCUUACGAUGCCACUUCCUUAUUGGCCAAGCUUUCUGGGGUCUUCGACAACGAGCUAGCAAAAAACGUUGCCCGGAAACUGGACUAUCAGCCACUUGCUUUAGCAGGCGCGGCUGUGUUUGUCAAAGACAUUCGACAGGACAAAGCAUCGAAGCACUUUGGCUGGAACGAAUACCUAAAGAUUUUACAAGAAGGAAAACUAGAAACGACCGAGGAUACCCUUGCUGACACCAACCCAAUUUAUCCAAAUACGAUGACUACAGCAAUAAGGUUAGCUGUCGAAGCACAAGUCAAAUCCGACAAGUUUUUUGAACACCUAUUCAGAUUUCUUUCCCUGUGCGCACCACAACCAUUAAACGUUGACAUAGCGGUUAGUUACCUUUUAAACGUUCUCGAACACGAUGACAAAGAGGACAAGGAACACAUUCGCAGGAGAUUCAGAAGAUGUUCACUGCUUCUUUUAGAGGAAGACGAAGAUAGUUGCUACUACAUUCGUGUACAUCAGGUUGUGCACGACGCAAUGAAGUGGGUAAUGAGUGACUGUACAAAGAAUCAAACGAUCAAGGUUGUAAGUGAAGCUGUUACAUCGUUUAACAAAUUUAUAGUCACAAUUCCACACGAAAAUAGAACAUUGGACACUAUGCACAUCAUUCCGCACGUAAGCGCCCUUAUUGUACCAAUUGAUACAGUUAUUACGACAGAAGAGAUGUCUCAAGUCCAUGUUCAGGACAUUUCUGAAACAUUGUCGAAUCUUGGCAAUAUAUGUAAAAUGCACUGUGAAUUUAACGUGGCAAAAACAUACUUCAAAAAUUCUCUCGAUAUUCGCAUCAGGCUAUUGGGUGACCAAAAUGUCGAUGUUGCAUCUGGGUACAAUGACUUAGCUUUAAUUCACCAGGACUUAGGUGACCUUAAACAAGCAAAGGAGUAUCAGCAACGCGGUUUAGAAAUCGAACACAAGAAGCUUGGUGCUGAACAUGUUUCUGUUGCAAUAAGCUGCAGUAACCUAGCUUUAAUUCACAAGGACUUACGUGAACUUCGAAAAGCAGAGGAGUAUCAGAAACGUGGUUUAGACAUCUUUGUCAAGAAGCUUGGUGCUGAACAUGUUGCUGUUGCAAGAAGCUACGGUCAGCUAGCUUCAAUUCACAAGCACUCAGGUCGCCUUGACCAAGCAAAGGAGUAUCAGGAACGUGGUUUAGCCAUCUUUCUCAAGACGCUUGGUGCUGAAAAUCUUUCUGUUGCAACAAGCUACAGUAACCUAGCUUUAAUUUACAAGGACUUAAAGAAGCUUCAAAAAGCAAAGGAGUAUCAGCAACUUGGUUUAGCCAUCCAACUCAAUAAGCUUGGUGCUGAACAUGUUUCUGUUGCAACAAGCUACGCUAACCUAGCUUCAAUUCACUAUGACUUAGGUAAGUUUGAACAAGCAAAGAAGUAUCAGCAACGUGGUUUAGAAAUCGAACUCAAGAAGCUUGGUGCUGAACAUGUUUCUGUUGCAACAAGCUAUAAUAACCUAGCUUUCAUUCACAAGGCCCUAGGUGACCUAGGUGACCUUGAACAAGCAAAGAAGUAUCAGCAACGUUGUUUAGCCAUCCAACUCAAGAAGCUUGGUGCUGAACAUGUUUCUGUUGCAACAAGCUACAUUAACCUAGCUUUAAUUCACAAGGACUUACGUGAACUUCGAGAAGCAGAGGAGUAUCAGAAACUUGGUGUAGCCAUCUUUCUCAAGAAGCUUUUCCAACUGUUUUGGUUGAACCCUUGACAGAACAAAAGUUUAGCUAGGUAUGGGGAGCGGGAACUGGGUCCCAGCUUCUGCUCUUUCCUUCUUCUCGUGAUACGUAACCUCCUUUGUCAUAACGGAGAGCUUGUUACACGCUGCGCCUGGUAAGGUAAUAGCGGAAUUCCGGGGGUGCCUUAUUGCUAUUCCUGUACACAACCACAUGUAAGCCCAUGUCAAAGCUCAUUUUCACUACUACAUAAAAUGACAAUACCCUGCCAUUUAUAUAUGCUACAAAUAUGAAGAUUAAUUGACAACUGUCAAAAUCGGGCAACCGCUGACUAAUUUUGCAUGACCUUCAAGCUGGUUCAGGUUGUAAGACCGAUCCUUUUCCCCUACGUGUGAGAAGAUAUAAAAUGUCACACUUACCGACAUAGGGCUAUUAGAUCAGUGGUUAAAGUCACAACAGAGACUUUAUUACGGUAGAAAUGGAAACGUAUAGAUACAAAAUAUUUUGGUAGUCAAGUGACCGCCACCUACACUUUGGAAUAGAAAAAAAAACGAACAUAAAGCCGAGUCUUUUGGUCGACUAAAUUUUAAUGUCUUCAUUGACGUCGACGAUAGACAUAGAUUGACGUUGUAAGAAAAGUAUGAGAUUUUUAUAGCGGUGGUAAGAAAAUGAGAAGUGCUAGCGACCUGCAAGGUGAAGAUGAGCGAUAGUGCCCAAAAAUGAAACAGGAAGACAGGCAAGAACAUGCGACAUCUCUUCCAUAAACGUGUUUUAAACUACGGUUUCAUUUUGAGUUGUGCAACAACAAAGGGAGAGAAAUGUAAAAAAAUGUGCUGCACAAUUAGACCUUUCUCGUUGCCGUUGCCGUUAAGAAUUAGACUACUGUAUUUUAUUUUUUGAUGUAGUAACUUAUAAGUAUAUUAACGAGAGUUUCGCUUUUAGCCCGGGCUGCAUGGGAAAGGAGCUAUUGAUGCAUCUUGUUAACAAAAACGAAGAUUUUCUAGGUCCACUACUGAAUUAGUGUGGAGACAGCCUGAGAUCCAGAUACAAAAAAAGAGAGUAAAGUUUUUUGCUAUAUUCCCAUUUUAUUUAAUUUACUUUCACUACCCUCUUAAAUUCAGGCAUAGGUUUGCCCAAUAUAGUGAGGAUACAAAUUGCAAAGUAAUCUCAGCGCUAAAAUUUUACGUUCCGACAGUUAUACAAAAAUAGUUAAUUAUUCUAGCCUUAGAGGAAUCAUUACUAAAUGGAUAGAUAUGAGAUAUAUCACUUUUAUGCAAAAACAUCUUGCUUCAAUACAAAGUCAAAGGGACUGCAAAUGGAUUGCAAAAUCAAUUUUUAAUUCUGUCAUUUAUUUUUCAAACUAUUUUUAUACAAGAAUGAAUCGUUUUUGGAAUUGCUUUUUACCAAUUAAGAGUCAUAGUAGUAGGUAUAACAUAUAUCUUAAGGCAAAGUACAGGC
Molecule: messenger RNA, 37098 nt
Organism: Porites lobata
Lineage: Eukaryota; Metazoa; Cnidaria; Anthozoa; Scleractinia; Poritidae
Source: the annotation of a GenBank genome assembly